This is a messenger RNA of Colossoma macropomum (tambaqui), 2130 nucleotides long. It is a transcript of the gene rundc1, whose product is annotated as RUN domain containing 1. The transcript is spliced from 5 exons. The coding region runs from base 156 to 1865 and encodes 569 amino acids. The record is from RefSeq and is a predicted model, not a curated record. Lineage: Eukaryota; Metazoa; Chordata; Actinopteri; Characiformes; Serrasalmidae.
UUCACGUCGCUGCGUCGCUCCGUCCGGAUCACCGGGAGCAGCUGAUCAGGCCGCGGACGGACGGGUAAAAGCCUCGAGAUGGCGCGGCGCCUCCCGUAGGGAUUAAACGGGAUUAAAAACAAGCUUUUUGUGUUCGUUGUGUUUUUUUAGCCGAUAUGUCCACCGAGGAUUUGUCCACCUCGGACAGCGAGGCUCCGGGGGCCGCAGCCGGGGAGCGCUGGGCGCCGGUGGGAGCCGUGGCGAGCCCGGAGGAGGAGGAGUGGAGCUCGGGGAGAGUCGGGACGGAGCCGCCGGAGUCCGCGGAGCUCGAGCCCGGCUCUCCGGCCUCCAAGCUGCGGCGGCUGGAGGAGGAGCGCGAGCAGCUGCGUGCGGCGCUGCUGGCCGUCAGCUCGCACUUCGCGCAGGUGCAGUUCCGCCUGCAGCAGGUGGCGCGCGCGCCGGGCGACGAGCGGGAGCGCACGCGAAUGCUCCAGGAGCUCGAGGAGUUCGCCUUCCGCGGAUGCCCGCACGUGCUGGGGCUCAGAGGGCACGAGAACCCGAGUGAGAGGGAGAAGCGUGAGCGUUUGGAGGCUCAGAGGGAGAAGCAGAAGGAGCUGAUCUUUCAGCUGAAGACGCAGCUGGAUGACCUGGAGCGCUUCGCCUAUCAGGAGGGCAGCUAUGACUCACUGCCACAGUCUGUUGUCAUGGAGAGGCAAAGGGUGAUCAUUGAUGAGCUGAUCAAGAAGCUGGACGUUAAUCUGAACGAGGACAUCGGGAAGCUGACCCCUGAGGAGCUACGUCAGCGAGUGGACGCAGCCAUCGCCCAGAUCGUCAACCCUGUCAGGGUUAAAGAGCAGCUGGUGGAGCAGCUCAAAACUCAAAUCAGGGAUUUGGAGAUGUUCAUUAACUUCAUACAGGAUGAGGUGGGGAACCCUCUUCUGUCAGAGGGAGAGAGCGGUCAGCAGGCUCGAGCGUCCGGGCCUAAACCUCGGAGCCAAGGUGGCAUGAAGCAAGUUGACCCAGAACAGGCUCAGAGGCUGCGUGAGACGGGCCUGCAGCUGAUCCAGAGGGCUCUGGCUGUGCUGCAGAUUUUCGCCCUGAGCCAGUUCGGCUGCGCCGCCAGCCGCAUGCCGCAGAGCGUGUGGUCCCAGGGGGACGGGGCUCAGGACUACGGCCCGUUACUGCAGAAGCUGGAGGGAGCGGUGGAGCGGGUGCGUCUGCAGGCGUCCCACAGGCAGCCGGCCGCUCUGGAGGAGCACGUGGUCAGUUAUACGUCCGGUCUGACUCUGGGAGGCCCUGGAGACGAGCUUACGGCUUCGGUAAGGAAGGACCUGGCGGUGGCGCUGCGGGACCUUUUGGCCCACGGCCUUUACACUCCCUCGCAGGGCAUGAGUCUGGUUCUGGCGCCCAUCUCAUGUUUGCUCCCGUUUAGCCCCUCCCCCCAAACGCUGCACCCCUGGGAGCUGUUUGUGAAGUACUAUCACUCCAAAAACGGCCAGGCUUUCGUGGAAUCUCCGGCACGCCAGCUCUCGCAGUCCUUCAGCCUGCCGCUAGGGGGCAGCAAGGUGACCGUCACGCCAAAACAGUCUUUGCUCUGGGCCAUCCACAGCGUCCUGCGCGAACACGGGCGCUACAAGCGCAGCGCCGACUCCGAGUUCAAGGCUUUAGUGUGCAUGGCGCUCAACGAGCAGAGGCUGGUGUCCUGGGUCAACCUGCUGUGCAAAUCCGGCACUCUGGUCCACUCCCACUACCAGCCCUGGAGCUACAUGGCCCAGACGGGCUUCGAGGGCGCGCUGAGGAUCCUGGGACGCCUCAGCCACCUCAAGUUCAACCUGCCCGUGGACCUGGCCGUGCGCCAGCUCAAGAACAUCAAGGACGCUUUCUGAUCCCCAGUUGGCGUGAAGAGGACGCGGCGUUGAAUGUAGCUUUGGAGUCUUGGCUUCUGAGCCAGGCAGGAAAAUGCUGGAGAAGGAAGUUUAUCUUCUGUCUGUUUAAAUCUAAGUUAAUAUUUGUCGUACACUGAGUUCACUACUGUUGCACUACUGUCAAUAUUCCCUUCCUUGAAAAGCUUCUCCUUUUAUUCUUCUCGGUCACCAGUUCAGUGAUGAGUUCAGCUUCUUACUGUGUUUCAUAAAAGGGUUUCAAAGCUGA